AAACGCAUGCGCAGAAUGACUGACAACAAUGGCGCGUCAUGUCGUCACGCGAAUAUCGUUUAGUCUGUGCAAUGUUUCUGUGUUGAGAUCGGUUGCGGAAAGAGCGAGUUUCGUGCGAAAUUCGGAGAUCAAGUUUUGUCGCUUUUUACGGCCGUUCACGAGCGAUCUGAGGCGAGCCGUGUUGUCUACACUUGCAGUUAGAACGGCUGAAGUAGCUGGACGUGAUGCCAAACGUGUGAGUGAGGAGAGAGUUGAUGAAAUUCGAAGAAGAAAGUUGAGUGGAAAGUUGGAGAGAGUCAAUAGGAUGAUAGGGGAUCACAGCUUUGGGAGACCGUUCGCUGUGGUGCAUUUAGGAGGCACUCAACAUAAAAUCACAGCAGAAGAUACUAUCGUAGUCAACAAGCUUCACGUUGAACCAGGAGCUCGGAUUCUUCUCAACAAGGUAUUGCUUAUUGGCACCAAACAUUUCACUUUGGUUGGACAGCCAUUGGUCUCGAAAGACGUUGUGAGUGUAGAAGCGACCGUGACGGAGCAAACACGGACAAAGCGGAUCAUUGUUUUCAAAAAGAAACGACGCAAAAACUAUAAGAGAACACGAGGCCAUCGUCAGGACGUCACAGUGUUGAGAAUUAACCGCAUUGACUUACGGCCACAUCUAAAAUAGACGGUCAUGAAGAUGAGUGACAUCUACUUGACAACAGUUUGUCAUCACGUGACAACAGACAUGUCACGUGACAACAGAUAUGUCACGUGGCAAGGUCACGUGAUCAUACAGUUUUAUUGUACAUCGUUUUGCAUGUGUGAUUUGCACGAAUUUGGAUGCGCGUGUACAGUAGGCAGCUGUUGUUUUCAAUGACAACGAGUCUGGAUG
Corticium candelabrum is the source of this 871-nucleotide messenger RNA. RefSeq names its product large ribosomal subunit protein bL21m-like. The transcript has 6 exons. NCBI's taxonomy places the organism in Eukaryota, Metazoa, Porifera, Homoscleromorpha, Homosclerophorida, Plakinidae. Gene Ontology annotation, molecular function: structural constituent of ribosome; RNA binding. Gene Ontology annotation, biological process: translation. Gene Ontology annotation, cellular component: mitochondrial large ribosomal subunit; ribosome. The record is from RefSeq and is a predicted model, not a curated record. Bases 29 to 664 code for a protein of 211 amino acids.